GAGGCGGGGGCCCUCUUGCCCUCCGUUGCUCUCCUGGCCGGGCCUCGGCAAGCUCAUUUCUGAAUUCUGAAGCGGACGCACCGGGCGCGGGAGCGCAGUCCUGGCCCGCGGCUUCUGCCGGCUGUGAGCGAACCUUGGAGGGUCGGACUGGCCGCGCGCGCCCCUGGCAGCCUGGGGACGGGGGCGGGUCUGGAGUGGCGGCGGCAACUCGGAGGAGAAUGCGGUCCACCGCAGGGCUGGUGGAGUUGCUGCCGUCCGGUGCCAUUUGGAUAGUACUUUAGCGGCACAAUGUACUCUGAGUGGCGGUCACUGCAUUUGGUGAUUCAGAAUGAUCAAGGCCAUACCAGUGUGCUACACAGCUAUCCAGAGAGUGUUGGGCGAGAGGUGGCGAAUGCAGUGGUCCGUCCUCUUGGGCAGGCAUUAGGUACCUCUUCAGUGUCUGGUAGUGAGAGUUUGUUAAAAACUGACAAAGAAGUAAAAUGGACUAUGGAAGUAAUUUGCUAUGGAUUGACCCUACCAUUGGAUGGAGAGACUGUAAAAUAUUGUGUUGAUGUAUAUACAGAUUGGAUUAUGGCUUUGGUAUUGCCUAAAGAUUCUAUUCCAUUACCAGUUAGUAAAGAGCCUAAUCUAUAUGUUCAAAGUAUAUUAAAGCACCUACAAAAUCUUUUUGUACCAAGACAGGAACAGGGCUCCAGUCAGAUCCGACUAUGCUUACAGGUUCUGAGAGCCAUUCAGAAACUGGCCCGUGAGUCAUCCAUCAUGGCUCGAGAAACCUGGGAAGUCUUACUGUUGUUUCUUCUGCAAAUUAAUGACAUACUUCUGGCCCCACCAACUGUUCAAGGUGGCAUUGCUGAGAAUCUAGCAGAGAAGUUGAUUGGUGUUCUUUUUGAAGUUUGGUUAUUAGCUUGCACCCGGUGCUUCCCAACACCUCCUUAUUGGAAGACAGCCAAGGAGAUGGUGGCUAACUGGAGGCACCACCCAGCUGUGGUGGAGCAGUGGAGCAAGGUCAUCUGUGCACUUACUUCCAGAUUGCUUCGCUUUACAUACGGCCCUUCAUUUCCUCCAUUUAAAGUUCCUGAUGAAGAUGCCAAUCUGAUCCCUCCAGAAAUGGACAAUGAGUGUGUUGCACAAACAUGGUUUCGAUUUUUGCACAUGUUAAGUAAUCCUGUGGAUCUGAGUAAUCCAGCCAUUAUAAGCUCAACCCCCAAGUUUCAGGAGCAAUUCCUGAGUGUGAGCGGAAUGCCACAGGAGCUGAGCCAGUACCCCUGCCUUAAACAUCUGCCUCAGAUAUUCUUUCGUGCCAUGCGUGGAAUCAGCUGUCUGGUGGAUGCAUUUUUAGGCAUUUCUCGACCGAGAUCAGACAGUGCUCCCCCAACACCCGUGAAUAGAUUAAGUAUGCCUCAGAGCACUGCUGUGAAUACCACACCACCACAUAACCGGAGGCACCGGGCUGUGACUGUGAAUAAGGCCACCAUGAAGACAACCGCGGUUACUACUGUUCACACCUCGAAAGUCCAGCACCAGGCAUCCUCCACUUCUCCUCUGUCAAGUCCAAAUCAGACUAGUUCAGAACCCAGGCCGCUGCCUGCCCCUCGCAGACCAAAGGUUAACAGCAUCUUAAAUCUCUUUGGAUCGUGGUUAUUUGAUGCAGCAUUUGUUCACUGCAAACUCCAUAAUGGAAUAAACAGAGACAGCAGCAUGACUGCAUCUUUUAUCCAAAUUCUUCUUUCUUAUAAAUCUUCCAUUGCAACACAAGCUAGCAUGGAGUUUCGACGAAAAGGGUCCCAAAUGUCCACAGACACCAUGGUUUCCAAUCCUGUGUUUGAUGCAAGUGACUUUCCUGAUAACUAUGAAGCAGGAAGAGCUGAGGCUUGUGGGACAUUAUGUAGAAUUUUUUGUAGCAAGAAGACUGGAGAAGAGAUUCUGCCAGCUUAUUUAUCCAGAUUUUACAUGCUUUUAAUUCAAGGUUUGCAGAUAAAUGAUUAUGUGUGCCAUCCUGUCUUGGCCAGCGUUAUUCUAAACUCCCCUCCUUUGUUCUGCUGUGACUUGAAAGGGAUUGAUGUUGUGGUUCCUUACUUUAUUUCAGCUCUUGAAACCAUUUUGCCUGACAGAGAACUCUCAAAAUUCAAAAGCUAUGUAAAUCCAACAGAAUUGAGAAGAUCCUCCAUUAAUAUCCUGCUUUCUUUGUUGCCCCUCCCUCAUCAUUUUGGCACAGUCAGAUCUGAGGUGGUUCUAGAAGGGAAGUUUAGUAAUGAUGACAGCUCUUCUUAUGAUAAACCAAUAACUUUUCUGUCCCUAAAGUUGAGACUUGUGAAUAUACUAAUCGGUGCCUUGCAAACGGAAACGGACCCUAACAACACCCAAAUGAUACUAGGAGCAAUGUUAAAUAUUGUUCAGGAUUCUGCACUUUUAGAAGCCAUUGGUUGCCAAAUGGAGAUGGGUGGUGGAGAAAACAACCUGAAGAGUCAUAGUCGUACCAAUAGUGGCAUUAGUUCAGCAAGUGGAGGAAGCACAGAACCUACAACGCCUGACAGUGAGAGACCUGCUCAAGCUCUCCUAAGGGAUUACGGAUCCACAGCUCUUAAUACAGAUUCAGCUGCUGGGCUCCUGAUUCGCAGCAUUCAUCUCGUCACCCAAAGACUCAACUCCCAGUGGCGGCAAGACAUGAGCAUAUCCCUGGCGGCUCUGGAGCUCCUCUCUGGCUUGGCAAAGGUGAAGGUGAUGGUUGACUUGGGAGACCGGAAGCGUGCCAUCAGUUCUGUGUGCAGUUACAUUGUAUACCAGUGCAGUCGGCCAGCUCCUCUUCACUCCCGGGAUCUGCACUCCAUGAUAGUGGCAGCAUUUCAGUGUCUCUGUGUCUGGCUGACAGAGCACCCUGAUAUGCUGGAUGAAAAGGAUUGCCUUAAGGAAGUAUUGGAGAUUGUAGAACUGGGUAUCUCAGGAAGCAAGUCCAAAAACAGUGAGCAAGAGGUCAAGUACAAAGGCGAUAAGGAGCCAAACCCUGCGUCCAUGAGGGUAAAGGAUGCUGCAGAAGCCACUUUAACAUGUAUCAUGCAGUUGCUUGGCGCGUUUCCUUCACCCAGUGGUCCUGCCUCUCCUUGUAGUCUGGUGAAUGAGACCACUCUCAUCAAAUACUCCAGGCUGCCAACCAUAAACAAGCAUAGCUUCCGGUACUUUGUCUUGGAUAACAGUGUCAUCCUGGCAAUGCUGGAGCAACCGCUUGGAAAUGAGCAGAACGAUUUUUUCCCCUCUGUCACUGUGCUGGUCCGGGGAAUGUCGGGAAGACUUGCUUGGGCUCAGCAGCUUUGCCUUUUACCCAGAGGAGCAAAAGCAAAUCAGAAGGUACAUCAGAAGUUACAGUGUCUUUUUGUGCCAGAACCUCGGCCAGUUCCUAAAAAUGAUGUUGGAUUUAAAUAUUCUGUGAAACAUCGACCAUUUCCUGAAGAGGUGGACAAGAUUCCUUUUGUAAAAGCAGAUUUGAGCAUUCCAGAUUUACAUGAAAUUGUCACUGAAGAAUUAGAAGAGAGGCAUGAAAAAUUAAGGAGUGGUAUGGCCCAGCAGAUCGCUUAUGAAAUACACCUGGAACAGCAGAGCGAGGGAGAAUUGCAGAAGAGAAGCUUUCCUGACCCUGUUACGGAUUGUAAGCCUCCUCCUCCUGCUCAGGAAUUCCAAACAGCCCGUCUUUUCCUUUCUCAUUUUGGAUUUUUGUCCUUAGAAGCAUUGAAGGAACCCGCAAAUAGUCGUCUACCUCCUCACCUUGUUGCUCUCGAUUCUACCAUCCCUGGGUUUUUUGAUGACAUUGGGUAUCUGGAUCUCUUGCCAUGUCGUCCUUUUGACACAGUUUUUAUUUUCUACAUGAAACCAGGUCAGAAAACAAACCAAGAGAUUUUAAAGAACGUGGAGUCUUCCAGAAAUGUUCAGCCACAUUUCCUAGAAUUUUUGCUCUCCCUUGGCUGGUCAGUAGAUGUGGGCAGGCAUCCUGGUUGGACGGGACACGUGUCCACCAGUUGGUCAAUUAAUAGUUGCGAUGAUGGUGAAGGGUCUGAACAAGAUGAAGUAACUUCCUCUGAAGAUGUUGGAGCUAGCAUUUUCAAUGGGCAGAAGAAGGUCCUGUAUUAUGCUGAUGCACUGACGGAAAUAGCUUUCGUGGUUCCUUCUCCUGUGGAGUCCUUAACCGAUUCUUUGGAAAGUAAUAUCUCAGACCAAGAUAGUGACUCAAAUAUGGAUCUUAUGCCUGGAAUUCUGAAGCAGCCACCCCUGACACUUGAGCUGGUCCCCAAUCACACAGACAAUCUUAAUUCCUCACAGAGGCUUAGUCCCAGUUCCAGAAUGAAGAAGCUGCCUCAGGGUCGCCCUGUGCCUCCCCUUGGACCUGAGACAAGAGUGUCUGUAGUCUGGGUGGAACGCUACGAUGAUAUAGAAAACUUUCCCCUGUCAGAUCUGAUGACAGAGAUCAGCACUGGUGUGGAAACUACCGCUAACAGUAGCACUUCUCUGAGAUCUACAACUCUUGAAAAAGAAGUCCCAGUAAUCUUCAUCCACCCUUUAAACACUGGAUUGUUCCGGAUAAAAAUCCAAGGAGCCACUGGAAAAUUUAACAUGGUCAUCCCCCUUGUUGAUGGGAUGAUAGUCAGCCGGCGAGCCCUGGGCUUUCUGGUGCGGCAGACUGUAAUAAAUAUUUGUAGAAGAAAGAGACUGGAGAGUGAUUCCUACAGUCCACCACAUGUCCGUCGGAAACAGAAAAUCACUGACAUUGUCAACAGAUACCGGAAUAAGCAGUUGGAGCCAGAGUUUUAUACUGCCCUUUUCCAGGAGGUUGGGCUCCAGAACUGCAGCUCUUAGAGCACAGUCUGCCCAGGGCAGUGGACUGCAGAAUGGGCUCUGACAUCAGAGCAAGACAGUCCUGAAAAACCCAAGCGAAUCACUCCCAAGAACUCACUGUUGAAUCACCAGAACCACGAUGUGAAGCCUCUGGCUCGAGGACUGCCUGCUUUCUGAUGAUGGACCUCACACAGUCACACUCCUGCUGAAAAGGACAACAAGCAUUUUAGCCAUAAACUUUCUUUUAAAGUGACAAUUUUAGUAAAUAUAAGCCUUUUAAGGAUAAAGGCUUUUAUGCAUCAGUUAAAUACAUGCAUUGGUAGUGUCAACAGGCUUGCAAGGUAGGAGCUGAAGAUAGUUUAUACCUCGCUUUUUAGGAGGGUGUAUUCAAAAUUAAAAUCAGUCUCAGAACCUUCCAGAACUUUUUAAGGCUCAAGUUGACACCGUGAAGGAGGAGGUAGCAGCUUUGUGCUCAUGUUUCGAUCUAUUUGUUACCUGUCAUACUGACAGGUGAAACAUAAAGGGUUUUACUCAGAUGAGUCUGACAUUAAAAUAUUUCCUAUUUUUUUCUCCA
Molecule: messenger RNA, 5395 nt
Organism: Microtus oregoni (creeping vole)
Lineage: Eukaryota; Metazoa; Chordata; Mammalia; Rodentia; Cricetidae
Gene: Ralgapb
Product: Ral GTPase activating protein non-catalytic subunit beta
Exons: 32
Coding region: 289-4842 (1517 amino acids)
Biological process (GO): activation of GTPase activity; regulation of small GTPase mediated signal transduction
Molecular function (GO): GTPase activator activity
Source: RefSeq, a predicted model, not a curated record